AUUUUGCUGUUCAACCAGUUGAUGUUUGCUAUUCCAACGGAUAGGUUUUUAUCUCCAACUUGUUCCUCUAGUUCAAGUUUUAUCGACGUGACUCUGUCAGCAUUCGUCAUUCACUGAGUGUUGUGAAACCUGUUGUUUUUCGCGAAUCCACUCGUAUGGUUUCAACCGAAUUUGGUACGCAUUCUAAUUGAGUGCUUUGAAUUUCGUCGUCUCAUUAAUAAAAGUUAAAAGUUUUUCACACAGUUCCGCCUGAUUUGUGUCACACAAUUCGAAUAAUAUUCAGUAGUAAUUGAUUCGAAUAGAAAACUUUUUGGUUUUGCAUCAUUUUCCCUACCAUAUGCUUGAAAAUCUGAAAAUUGUUGCAGUCAAUUUCAAAGUGAUUCGUUGGAUUUGCAACGUUAAGCUGUCGAUUUAUUUUAUUUCUCUCAAUUUGCAAGCAUAAUGACGCAGUUUGAGUGCCGAUCAAAUCAUUAAAUGGGUUUCAAUUGAAAAGGCUACAACUUGAAGGUUAACAUUGAAAACGCUGUUCGAGACGGAGAGAAUAAAGGGGAAAAAGACGUUGAUUGAAUAAAAGCAACCACAGGCUCAAGUGAAUUGACGUAAAGUUUCUCGUCGGUUUUUUUUUUUCAUUCUGCUCGUGGAAAAUGGAUUUUACAUUCGAUCCGGACGACAUUACUGUGCCGCAAGUGGCUCUCUACUCAACCAUAUCGUUUCUGAUUGUCACAGUAAUAGGCGUAUUUCUGUAUAUAACUUGCUCGAAAAAGUAUAAAUUGAAUUGGUUUGAAAAGAAUUUGCUGGAGACGGCAUGCGAGAGUCAGGAGUUUGGUGCAAGUCAAGAGGCACUUUUAGUGAACAAUGCCAUACCAUAUAAUGUGGAUACGGUCGAUUCAACAAGUCUACGCUCAUCGAAUCGCAGCCCGGUGUCGGUGAACGAAACAUUUUGGGUGCCAACCAUCCAAAAUCCACGGCAUCCGAGUACGCAUAGCGAAGCAGUGGCAACCACUUCAACAGACGAUUCGCUGCCUGGAACACCAACAUCACCGACGGGCAGCCAUACAUCGAUGGCAUUGUCAAUUGGGUCGGGUAAUACGGUACCAAUCGCUCGUACCGACAAACAUGUUGUGCUUGCAAUGAGUCCGGCACGCCCAAAAGUUUCAUCCAUGCAAGCUAAAUUGGAUCACACAAAAAUCGAUACAUCUUUGUACGAACAGGCGAAAAUCAAACGAAAUCCAUCCAUACCGGAGGACACGCGCGGUGUUAUCAAUUUAACCAUCAACUAUGAUCCAAAUGCAGGCAUUUUAACAGUUCGACUUAUUGAGGCAAAUGAUUUACAACCGAGAGAUUUUAGUGGUACAGCCGACCCAUAUGCGAAAAUUCGCUUGCUACCAGACAAAACGAACUUUUGGCAAACCAAAAUACAUAAAAGAACAUUGAACCCAAUUUUUGAUGAAGAUUUCGUUUUUGAGGAACGGCCAUCAGUGAUUGGUCGACGCAUCAUUGAGAUUUUGCUAUACGAUUUUGAUUCGUAUUCACGACAUUUUUGCAUUGGUGGCACACAAAUCGAUUUGAGCAAAUUGGAUUUAACGCAUAAAAUUGAUAUGUGGCAAUUUUUGGGCUCGUGCUCUGAACAAGAUGCUAAAGUUGAUCUUGGUGAUGUAAUGGUAUCGAUGUCAUACCUGCCAUCGGCUGAACGAUUGACUGUCGUUUUGAUAAAGGCUCGUAAUUUGAAAGUUGUCGAUAUGUCACGCAAUUCAUCAGACCCAUAUGUUAAAUUGUCGCUCAUACAGAAUGGUAAAAAGAUCAAAAAGCGAAAAUCGGGCGUAUAUCGCAAUACAAUCUGUCCCGUGUUUAAUGAAGCGCUCACAUUCGAUAUUCCCAAGGAUACUCUCAGAACGUGCACAAUUGAAAUUCUUGUCGCCCACGACAGCUUAUUGGGUUCCAAUGAAAUAAUUGGACGUGCUUUAGUUGGUAAUGACCGAAGUUUGCCCCAAGCGAAUCGUGCUCUGUUCGAUGACCUACUUAGAUCAAAAUCGGCGACAGCCACCGCUCAAUGGCUCUCUCUAACUGAUCCAACUUUUCAGUGAAAUAACAACACACACACACACAAACAAGUCUGCUUUAUGAUUUCAUUCAAAUCUUUUUUAGGAAAUCUUUUUAUCUAAAUGACAGAGAACUAUUAAGCCACUGUUAAAAAAAUGCAACAAUUAUUUUCUGAAAUUGAAGUGAACAAAGAAUGGGAAACAAUUUUAGAUAGAGAAAAUAAUGUAUUUUAUCGUUUUAUGGUCUCAAACAAAAGAAUUUAUGCACACCUUCUAUUUUUAAUCAAUUUUACAAAACUAUACCAAUAUAUAUACAUAUGAGUUUAGAAUAGAACAACAACCACCAAAUGAAACAAUUUUCAAUAGAAAUCAAACAAUUUUUGAACAAAUUGCUUCGACGGAAAGGACACUUUCAAUUCAAAUAUGCAUUUUUAUGUUAAAUGUAAAUAAAAAGAAUGAAAACGCCUCUGAACAAUGAAAUUAUCAUAACAUAUGUAUCAAUAUGAUGCGGAACACAUAUUCAAAUGACUAUUAUUUUUGGAUUCAAUAUGAAUAAUAUUUUUGUUAUAAUGAUAUAGCAUUAUUCACCCUAAGACAAAUGAGAUUGACACUAUUAUUUAACCAUAUAUUGACAUAGACAAUUUAACAAUAACAUUUAUAGACACAAAAUGUCUCACCGAAUGUCAUCAUGUUUAAUGUAAUAAACACAAUUAAAACUUACUUAGUCUUUGCGUUGUUUUUGAUGAUUUUGUUUCAUUUGCCUUAUUGUGUUAGUAAAAACAACAAAACGAAUCGAAUUGGAAGCAACCGAUCCACGUCUGAUGAUGAUAAUUUAUCA
Messenger RNA from Sitodiplosis mosellana (orange wheat blossom midge), 2877 nucleotides. Its product is annotated as synaptotagmin-5. Gene Ontology annotation, molecular function: calcium ion binding; syntaxin binding; calcium-dependent phospholipid binding. The transcript has 8 exons. Bases 645 to 2084 code for a protein of 479 amino acids. Lineage: Eukaryota; Metazoa; Arthropoda; Insecta; Diptera; Cecidomyiidae. The record is from RefSeq and is a predicted model, not a curated record. Gene Ontology annotation, cellular component: membrane. Gene Ontology annotation, biological process: calcium-ion regulated exocytosis; regulation of dopamine secretion; cellular response to calcium ion.